Molecule: messenger RNA, 1812 nt
Organism: Phymastichus coffea
Lineage: Eukaryota; Metazoa; Arthropoda; Insecta; Hymenoptera; Eulophidae
Product: histone-lysine N-methyltransferase KMT5B-A-like
Exons: 3
Coding region: 148-1266 (372 amino acids)
Cellular component (GO): nucleus
Molecular function (GO): protein binding; histone H4K20 methyltransferase activity
Source: RefSeq, a predicted model, not a curated record
UUCGGAUAAAUUAACUUACAAAUAAUCGAUUUUUUAACAAUAUUAAUAUUUGUAUAUUGUUAUUUAUAUAUUAUGGCUUGUAAACAAUCAUAUAAUUUGUAGUCAAUAAAUAACAUAAUAUAAAUUUAAUAAAUUAUUAUCUUUGAAAUGAACCAAAAACUUGUAAUAGAUAUCGACCGUAAAUUAGAUGAGAGAAGAAAUACGAAAAAAAUGUAUAGUUGGGAUUUGAUUCGUGUCGAUGAUGCAUGUAAAGUGCUUGUAUUAGACCCUUAUAUCGGAUUUAAAACUAGGAAAAUUGAUAAAAAUUGUGAGCUUCCUGUGAAAAUUCAGAAAAAAUUAGAACAUUUAUUGCAUCAACAUUUACCAGUGAAUGAAAAAAAUUACCAUAUCUUAAAAAAAAACCUAAUAGAAGAGAUUGUAAAAAGACAUAUGCUUUAUAUGGAAUGGAAUAUCCAGUAUUUAUCUUGGUUAGAGUGGGCAUUAGAAUCAUAUAUUAAAAUUAUUAGUAAAAAUUCUGUGAUUGAAAUUAAAGAAUGUAAUCGCUAUAAAGGUGACUGCUAUAAAGGACUCAUGAUUGUUGCAAAAAUGAACAUAGAUAAAGGUAUUAAAUUGGAUCUGCUCAUCGGUUUGUAUAAAAUCAUCAACAAUAAAACAAAAAUACAUUUAGAGGCACAAAAUCUAGACUCCUCUCUCAUGAGAAGUAGUAAAUCAAAUAAGGAUAUGAUUAUGUUAGGCCCUGCAGCCUUGGUAAAUCAUGACUGCAACCCAAAUUGUCAAUAUGAUUCACAGACCAAAAUAUCUAUAAAAAUAAAAACAAUAAAAAAAAUUGAAGCUGGAGAAGAACUAUUGUGUUUUUAUGGAAUGAAUUAUUUUGGUGAUAAUAAUAAUGAAUGUGCUUGUAAAACUUGUGAAGAAAAAAAUGAAGGUAUUUUUAAGGAAAUCAAAAACAAUACAGCAUUUUCACAACUGUAUGACAUCACUAAUACAAGAGAAUCUGAUGCCAACUGUGUUACUCUGUGCAAUUUCAAUAGUUAUAUUGAGAUUUCAACUAAUAAUUUGCUUGAAAUUACCCCAAUAUUGAGGAAAAUAUUUAUUCAGAAUAUAAUGGAAAUUCUUUAUAAUGAUAUAUAUGUACUUCUAAUUGCCAACCAAUCUUGGGAAUUUCAAAUUAUUUUCCUAAAUAAAUUUGAUAAUUUUAUCUAUAUCCAAAUAGUAUUAAAUAUUUUUGAAUUAAUACAGUAUUAUAGUAUUCUACACAGAUAUUGACAUUAUAGUUUGAAUAACUAUAAAAGUAGCAUAGGUGAAGUUAAAGCUAUUUCAACUAGCUUGAUAUUAGAUAGUGGUGAUUGUUCUUCAAAAAUACUUGUCAUGCAAUGGUGUGAUAAAUGUCGCAAAGGAAUUAUUGAUAACAUAAAUUACAAACAGUGGCAUAACCCUUGCUGUACUGGUAUGAUUCACAUACAAGAUGUGAAUAUACCUAGAGUGCUUCUUAACCGUCCAGAAACUGUUCCAAAACUGAAAAGACCUUUUUGUUUAUAUUGUGCUUCUUUUGUACAUCAAUUUCCUAGGCAUUUAAAGAAUAAUCACUCUACUGAAACUGAUGUUAAAAAAAUGUUGAAUAGUAAAAAUGAUGUUGAACGUAGAAAUGUUUUAUCGUCAAUAAGAAACAGAGGAUAUGGUGUGUAUUUUAAAUUAACUGGAAUAAUUGUCUCAUCAAGAUCAUUUCAAGAUAAUUCAAUAAAUUUUAAGAAACAGUGUAAAAAGUGUGAUAGUUUUUUUUCUGUAAAGACGUUCUGGCACCAUAAAUGUCCA